AUUGAAUUCCUUUAUUAUACUUUGAUGAGAAAGAUCAGAUGUGGUCAACUCAUCCCACCACUAUAUAAGCAGAGCCUUCUUCCAACUCUCUGCAUCUCUACAUUUCUUCAUACAUCAAAUUAAAACCAGCAAUCCUAUCAUGGCCACCAAACUCCACAUUGUGUACUACUCCACUUACGGACAUGUUGAGAAGUUAGCCCAUGAAAUCAAGAAAGGAGCAGACUCCGUUGAAGGCGUAGAGGCCAAGCUCUUUCAGGUUCCAGAAACCCUGUCCGAUGAUAUCCUCGGAAAACUGGGCGCACCCCCGAAGAGUGACGUUCCGAUCAUAUCCCCCCACGACCUCCCGGAAGCCGACGGUUUCAUCUUUGGGUUCCCCACCAGAUACGGAAUGAUGGCUGCUCAGUUCAAGGCGUUUCUGGACGCCACCGGCGGUCUGUGGAGGACCCAGGCGUUAGCCGGCAAGCCCGCCGGCCUUUUCUACAGCACCGGUUCCCAGGGCGGUGGCCAAGAAACUACCGCGCUAACAGCAAUUACUCAAUUGGUUCACCACGGUAUGAUAUACGUGCCGAUCGGGUACACGUUCGGAGCGGGCAUGUUUGAGAUGGAGCAGGUGAAGGGCGGGAGCCCUUACGGCUCGGGGACUUAUGCGGGGGACGGGUCCCGGCAGCCAAGCCAGCUGGAGCUGGAGCAGGCCUUCCACCAGGGCAAAUACAUCGCUUCUAUCACCAAGAAGCUUAAAGCAGGAUCCGCUGCUCUCUGAUCUAUCUCCUGGCCCAUCCAUUAAUUGCCCUCCCAAAUAAAGACGCCCGCCCGACCCGGCCCCUUUCUUAUUUAAUGUAAUAGUGUUUUUAAUUAAAGUUUUUGGACCUUAUUGUUUGUGUUCUUUUAUUAGUAUAUGUAUAUGUAUUAUUGGAGGGGUUUGAGGCGGGAAUGCAACCCCCAAUUCAAUAUUGAUGUACUAUACAUACAAACCAUUAGUUAAAUAAUACCACCUCCGUCGCCUUUUUAUUGUCCCUUUAUGGUUAACGAUAUUUUAUCGACGAUAAAGCAAACAGAUUCAUGUCCACACUCAAAUUAUUUUUAGGAGAAAAAAUUACAUAUUCAGAAACUACAUUAAAUGUUUUACAAAGUCGCAAAAACCUGAAUCAAAUUUGAUUUUUUGAUAUACUCCGUAUAAAGUAAGAAAUUAAGAGUGAUUUAUGUUGACCAAGUGAAUAGGAACUGAGACAAUAUAAAGGGGACGGAGGGAGUAAUAUAUCUAGGGGUGGUUCGAUAUAUGAUAUACCGAAUAUUUUCUCUCAUACCUUUACUGUACCAAAACUUUCGGUAUACAAAAUUUAUAUAUCGUUACCUUACCGAAGUUUCGGUAUACCGCAUUUCGGCAUACCGAAGUUUCGAUUUGGUAACGGUACGCUAUCGGUAAA
Molecule: messenger RNA, 1424 nt
Organism: Cuscuta epithymum
Lineage: Eukaryota; Viridiplantae; Streptophyta; Magnoliopsida; Solanales; Convolvulaceae
Source: the annotation of a GenBank genome assembly